Molecule: messenger RNA, 1197 nt
Organism: Cryphonectria parasitica EP155
Lineage: Eukaryota; Fungi; Ascomycota; Sordariomycetes; Diaporthales; Cryphonectriaceae
Product: FtsJ-domain-containing protein
Exons: 2
Coding region: 1-1197 (398 amino acids)
Biological process (GO): cytoplasmic translation; tRNA methylation
Cellular component (GO): cytoplasm
Molecular function (GO): tRNA methyltransferase activity
Source: RefSeq, a predicted model, not a curated record
AUGGGUAAAUCUUCCAAGGAUAAGCGUGAUGCAUAUUACCGGCUAGCAAAAGAGCAAGGCUGGCGCGCCAGGAGCGCAUUCAAGCUGUUGCAACUAGAUGAAGAGUUCGACCUCUUCAAGGAUGUCACACGUGUGGUGGACCUCUGCGCCGCCCCGGGGAGUUGGUCGCAGGUAUUGUCCCGGGUGCUGAUCAAGGGUGAGAAGUUUGGCCGGUCGGCAUGGCAGGACAAGGAGGCCCAGUUCCGCCAGCAGAUGCUGCGUGUCUUUUCUCCGGAGAAGACCGCCGCCGUCGAUGUUCAAGAGCUUUCAGUCCAAGGGAAGGAUGGUGCACCAAAGCCUCGAGAGGAUGUCAAGAUCGUCGCCAUUGACCUGCAGCCCAUCAGUCCGCUGUCGGGCAUCACCACUCUGCGCGCCGAUAUCACGCACCCUGCGACCGUGCCGCUUCUUUUGAAGACGCUCGAUCCAGAGUAUGACCCCAGCAGCAUGACCCAGCAGGCCUCUCACCCAGUCGACCUGGUGCUGAGCGAUGGCGCACCGGACGUCACUGGUCUCCAUGAUCUGGACAUCUACGUUCAGUCCCAGCUCCUCUUUGCCGCGCUCAACCUCGCCCUUUGCGUGUUAAAGCCAGGCGGAAAAUUUGUGGCCAAGAUUUUCAGGGGCAGGAAUGUGGAUGUGCUCUACGCACAGCUAAAGUUGUUCUUUGAGCGGGUAGUUGUUGCAAAGCCCAGGUCGUCACGAGCUAGCAGCAUCGAGGCCUUCAUCGUCUGCUUGAACUUCCAGCCGCCGCCUGGAUUCAUUGCAAGCUUGGACGAGCCGCUUGGCGUCGGUCAGAAACUGCCAGACAUGAUCAAAGAGAGAACGUCACAGCUACCAAUCAUUGCGAAAGCGACCAUGCAAAGCCCAGUGACUGGUGCUUGGGACUGGACGCCCGACAGUGGAGCUCAGCCCCGGGCGGACGGCGUCGUGGAGGUCGAGAUCGAGGAUGAGGUGGAAGCUCAUAGGAGCGAUGUUGGCUGGAUCGCACCAUUUAUUGCCUGUGGAGAUCUAUCUGCCUUCGACUCUGACGCGUCUUACCAACUACCAGAAGACCAUGUCACACUGGACCCUGUGCAGCCGCCCACAGCACCUCCAUACAAACGAGCUCUCGAGAUGCGUAGGGCAGCUGGAGGCGCAUACGGCAAGACUGUAAGGAGCUGA